Molecule: messenger RNA, 656 nt
Organism: Vollenhovia emeryi
Lineage: Eukaryota; Metazoa; Arthropoda; Insecta; Hymenoptera; Formicidae
Exons: 1
Coding region: 30-656 (208 amino acids)
Source: RefSeq, a predicted model, not a curated record
AGCUGAAGAAAUUAGUGAGAAAUGUGAAAAUGACGGCCAUUCAAAAUAAACCGAAAAUGUACUUGGGCAUUCCGGACAAUGCCUUCUUUUUUAUACAGCUUUUAAGCAAAGAAACAGAAAUUAACAUAGAGAAAAUCUGUUUAACCAUCACUAAAAUUAAGUUAAACGAUUCGUUUGCAAGAAUCGGAGAUGAUUUUGGAGUUAGUGCUAGUAAUGCAAGUGCUGUUUUUAGAAAAACUCUUCCCAUUAUAGCACAUUAUUUAAAACAAUUAAUAAUUUGGCCUUCAAAGCAAUCUAUCAAAUCGAAUCUGCCCUUGCCAUUUCGUGCACGGUAUAGUCAUGUACAAUCUAUAAUAGAUUGUUUGGAAAUUGAAAUUCAGAAGCCUAGUAGUGCGAUUAAUCAAAGCGUUACAUGGUCUGAAUACAAAAAAUGUAACACAUUAAAAUAUUUAAUAUCAAUGUCACCAGAUGGAACUAUUAAUUUCAUAUCAGAAGGUUUUUGUGGGAGAACAUCCGAUGCUGCAAUCGUAGAACUUACAAUUAGCCAGUAUUUAAAUCACCUACCAGCAAACUGUGCAGUCAUGGCUGAUCGAGGUUUCAAAAAUAUUGAACAUUUAUUACAAAAAAAAAGGAUGUAUUCUAAUUCGACCGCCUAG